Messenger RNA from Pichia kudriavzevii, 1281 nucleotides. RefSeq lists its product as uncharacterized. The record is from RefSeq and is a predicted model, not a curated record. The transcript has a single exon. NCBI's taxonomy places the organism in Eukaryota, Fungi, Ascomycota, Pichiomycetes, Pichiales, Pichiaceae. Bases 1 to 1281 code for a protein of 426 amino acids.
AUGACAAUGGAGACAGUGCGGACGCAUGUGUUGGAACAGCAUGGAAUUGUGAUACUUUGUGUUGCGGAUGUACGCGGGAAUCUCUCUUUAUUUAACGAGCUGGCAGACCAAUACCAUCCUGACGUUAUUAUCCAUACGGGGAACUUUGGGUUUUUAGAUUCGGAGAGCAUCGAACGUAUCCAUGAGUCUUAUCUUCGACAUAUAGUUGAGUUUUCGCCGUUGUUGUCGCCGGACCUUAUUUUGAAGAUCUCGGAACUAUCCAAGGUAUCUGGAGAUGCCGUUCAACAUCUAUCCAAUGACAAUAUGAAUUUGAAGACCUUGUUGCAAGGCCAAGACAUCAGUGAGCUGUCCAAGUUUCUCAGUGGAGAAUUGAAGCUCAAUGUACCCGUGUAUGCGAUCUAUGGUAUGUGCGAGGACUCCUAUGUGAUCAACAAGUUUCGGUACGGAGAAUACAGUAUUCCUAAUCUUUACAUCAUUGAUGACUCGAAAUUACAUGUGGUUCAGAUCAAAGACCAGCCUAUAUUACUCUCGGGGAUAGGUGGGUCGUUAUCUUACCAUAAGCUGUUCCACCAGGGAACAACACAUGGUGCCCAUAGGAGCAAUGAGAUUAUCCCCAUUUCGGGCGACCCGGGAAACAUUUGGAUCACCAUGCUCCAAUUGGGGAAGUUGAUGGACUCAUUGGUACGAUAUUCGCAAGAGUAUCCUCAUAUGUACAACAAGGCCAUUAAAUUUUUCGUUACGCAUCAGUCACCGACAAGGGAACCGCUACUUGAACAUUUGUCGAUAUUUUUCAAGAUGGACUAUACCAUAUCGAAUUCUCUCCAUUUCAAGUAUAUCUCGUCAUACAAUGCACUAACCGUUAGUUUGUCAUUCGAGUCGUAUAAGUUGAAGUUUGCCGAGGCACGGACCAAGCUUGCCAAAAUAUGGGGGAAGGUGCAGAAGAAGUAUGAACGGUUGUUGUUACAACUACCGCAACUGGUGUCAUAUAUCGAUCUUGCCCUAUGCAUAUACGACAAGAUCCCCACCAAGCCACUGGAUGACCUUCCGCUUCUUGCUCUGUCGCCGACGGUGAAGGAGUCUCUCGAGGUUGAGACGCCGCUGCAGAGUUUGAACUCGGUCAUCAGGCACCUGAAUGACCUCUACUAUGUUUCCUUCCAACAUGCAUGGCACUACAAUAUCUGCGAUGUUGGAUGCGGGAGUCUAAUACUGGAGCUGGAUAAUGGCACAAUGAAAAUGAACGCCAUUUCGAAGGGAUUCAACUUCUCCUUUCGUAAGGAAUAG